Molecule: messenger RNA, 756 nt
Organism: Zingiber officinale
Lineage: Eukaryota; Viridiplantae; Streptophyta; Magnoliopsida; Zingiberales; Zingiberaceae
Exons: 2
Coding region: 1-756 (251 amino acids)
Source: RefSeq, a predicted model, not a curated record
AUGGUUUUAGUUCAAGAACAAGAGAAGAAGGGCAAGAAUCCAGGAAAUUCUAGCAGCUCAAUUCUAGCUGAACCAGUCACAAUUCAGGCAGAGGUUCCAGCAAAUCCAAUUUCUAGAUGUCCAUCUCAGCAAGUUGUCGAGCCUUAUAUUCCCUUGCCUUUCCCUCAAUGCAAAGUGCAGCCAAGGAAGAAUGUAGAGGAGGAAAAAGCUAAGGAAUUUCAAGAGAACGUGAUUCUAUUUAGCAAGAUGGAAGUUAAUGUUCCUUUACACGCAAUGAUUAAGCAAAUUUCCAAGUAUGCAAAAUUUUUGAAGGAUCUUUGUGUACACAAAAAGAAGUUGAAGGGGAAUGAGUUAAUUAUCAUGGGCAAAAAUGUAUCCGCACUCAUUCAAUUAGUUCCUUAUAAAUGUGAAGAUCCUGGAGUAUUCACGGUACCUUGUGAGAUUGGGAACAAUCUUUUUGAGGACGCUAUGCUAGAUUUGGGUGCUUCAAUUAAUUUGAUGCCAAGAUUAGUUUUUCAGACUUUAGGGAUUGGACCAUUACAACCUACAGGGGUUGUUAUUCAUUUAUCUGACCGCAGUCAGACUCGUCCAGCUAGAGUUAUUGAAGAUGUUUUAGUUAAGGGAGACUAUCUGGACAAUAGAUCACCUCUAAUUCUAGGAAGACCAUUCCUUAAGACUGCAAGGACAAACAUUGAUAUUCAUGCGGGCAUACUUUCCAUGGAGAUAGGAGAUAUAGUGGUCCAGUUCAGUUUUUGA